AUGGUACUUGGUCUCCGCUCAUUGUCCCGCCAAAUCUUCACCACCAGCUCCCCACUUGCACGGAAGAGGAACAACUGCACCAACCCGCUACGCCUGACGAUAGUGGCCACCAUGGCUACCUCAACGCGCACCCAGCCGCCCUGGAAGGAGCCAAAAUCAUCACAUGAGGCAAAAUUAAAAGUCUGGAAUUCACUGACCCGAUCAAAAAAUGAAUUUGUUCCGGUCGACCCCGAGGGCAAGGUCGUCAAGUGGUACAGUUGCGGUCCUACAGUCUACGAUGAUGCGCAUCUUGGGCACGCGCGGAACUAUGUGACCAUCGACAUCUUGCGACGAGUUUUGGCAGGUUACUUCGGGUACAACUUGCGCUUCGUCCAGAACAUUACAGAUGUGGAUGACAAAAUCAUUCUACGUGGGAGGCAACAGUAUCUCCUGGCGGACUUCAAGUCGAAAAACCCAACAGUCACAGACGAGCUGAUCAACACGACUAUCAAAGCUUUUGACGCAUAUGUAAAGAAAAAUCUGCCAUUGCUGAGCGCAGAGGUGAACAUUGGUACUUUCAACGAGGAGUCGGCAAAGCAGUACGCAAAUGUGAUUCAAGGCAAGUCUGUGGACGGUGUUGGUAUAGCUGGCGACAAAGAAGCGAAGAUCAAAAUGCACCUCAGGACAGCAGGCACAGCAGCGACCGCGUUACUCGCACCGUCAAAGACCACACCAGAGGAUGUAGAGGCUUUCUACGCUGGGGCCGAAGAUGUGCUGUUGCCGUAUUUGGACUCCCUGUACGGCACUACGAUAGACGCCAGUGAUCAUACAGUGUUCACCCGACUCACACAAAAGUAUGAGGCGCGCUUCAAUGAGGAUAUGCGAAGUCUCAAUGUGCUGGACCCAAAUGUGGUCACACGAGUGACCGAGUAUGGCGACCAGAUUGUGACUUUUGUUGAGAAGAUUGUCGCCAACGGCUUCGCCUACAGCACUUCAGACGGCUCAGUAUACUUCGACAUCGAAGCUUUCGAGAAAGUACCCGGUAAUCACUACGCACGUCUCGAGCCGUGGAAUCGGGGUGACAAGAGUUUGCAAGCGGACGGUGAGGGAGCUCUAUCACAGCAAAAGACAUCAGAGAAGCGCAGCGAAUCCGACUUUGCGUUGUGGAAGUCAAGUAAACCUGGAGAGCCUGCUUGGAAGUCACCGUGGGGACCUGGACGGCCAGGCUGGCAUAUUGAGUGCUCAGUCAUGGCUAGCGAUGUACUAGGAGAGCAGAUGGACAUUCACUCCGGUGGUAUCGAUCUCUGCUUCCCACACCACGACAAUGAACUGGCACAGUCAGAAGCGCAUUGGUCGUCAAAAGAAGGUGGCCAUCAGUGGGUCAACUACUUCCUCCACAUGGGCCAUCUCUCGAUCUCUGGAAGCAAAAUGUCGAAGAGUCUAAAGAACUUCACAACGAUUCGAGAAGCGCUCGCACGUGGCGACUGGAACGCGCGAAGCUUGCGUAUCAUCUUCCUUCUUGGUGGAUGGCACGACGGCAUCGAGAUCACAGACGACAUGCGAAAGGGAGGCGCGUCAUGGGAAAGCUACGUGACCAACUUCUUCUACAAGGUCCGAGAUCUUGAGGUCCAUCCAAACAUCGCUUCGACUGGUGCAGAGGAUGAGAAAGUGCGGAAAGCAUUCGACGCUGCGAAGGAGAAAGUGCAUAAUGCUCUUGCUGACUCGUUCGAUACACCUGCUGCGAUGCGCGCCAUCUCAAGCUUGAUAACAGACUACAACUCCGCAGACAAGGCUGGUCUCUCCGAUGAUGUGUCUUUCGACGUCGCACGCUACAUCACACGCAUGGUCCGCAUCUUCGGUCUCGAUGGCUCAGCAGAUCCAUACGACGGUGGAAUUGGUUGGGCCGGUAUCGACAUCCCAUCAGAAGCUAAGGAGUUCGUGUACGCCGUUUCCCGCGACCGUGACGAGGUGCGCAAGCAUGCUGUCGCUGGCGACCUAUCUGGUGAGGUUCUGGAAGACAUUCUUGCACAACACAAGCCCGCCCAAAAGCAGGAAGCCGCUGCCGUACCUUAUGCAGAAGUCCUGUCGACAUUCCAAGAAAACCUCCGCGACCUCGCGGCCAAGAAUGCGCCAACGAAAGACUUCCUAGCACUCUGCGACCAGCUUCGCGACACCCACCUGUGGGACCUAGGCAUCUACCUCGAAGACCGCGAAAACGCACCCGCGAUGGUCCGGCCCGUAGACGCCGAAUUACAAGCCGCACGUACUCAGAAAGAAGCCAUCGCACGUGCGAAAGCGGAAGCAAAGGCCAAGCGCGAGGCUGAAGAGGCGGAGAAGAAGGCUAAGCAGGCGGAGCAGGCGAAGAUCAAUCCGAAGGACAUGUUCAGGACGGCCGAAUACAGCGCGUGGGAUGACGAGGGUCUCCCAACGAAGGAUGCAAAGGGCGAAGAGGUGACGAAGGGAAAGAGCAAGAAGCUCAAGAAGGAGUGGGAGAAGCAGAAGAAGUUGUUUGAGGAACAUGCGAAAAGCGCUUGA
Parastagonospora nodorum SN15 is the source of this 2514-nucleotide messenger RNA. RefSeq lists its product as hypothetical. The coding region runs from base 1 to 2514 and encodes 837 amino acids. Lineage: Eukaryota; Fungi; Ascomycota; Dothideomycetes; Pleosporales; Phaeosphaeriaceae. The record is from RefSeq and is a predicted model, not a curated record. Gene Ontology annotation, cellular component: cytoplasm. Gene Ontology annotation, molecular function: ATP binding; cysteine-tRNA ligase activity. Gene Ontology annotation, biological process: cysteinyl-tRNA aminoacylation. The transcript has 2 exons.